AUGAGCAUAUUACCUGAUAGAAAAGCAAUCAAAGGUGUAAAAGAAGGAAAGUUUUCAUCAUAUUAUAAAGUUCGUUUCGGGGAUGUUAAAAUUAAAUGGGAUGGGAAUCUUCAAGAUCCAAAAGAAUUAUUAGAUUUUAUUAAUAAUCACAUUAAUGAAUGGAAAAAAGAAGAUCGGCCCUCCAUUUGGGUUAAGCUCCGUGGGACAGAUCUCAAGCAUCUUUAUCCAUUAAUAAUGCAAGGUUUUGAUAUUCAUAGAAGUAAAUCAGGAAAUGUCAUUGUUCUCAAUAAAUGGAUUCGUGAAAAGUCAAAAACUUUACCUAACCCUCCAUUUGCAUAUUUAGGAGUUGGUGGAAUGUGUAUUAACAAUGAGGGCCAAAUUUUAGCUGUUCGAGAGAAUUACAAAACCGGUCCUUCUCCAUGGAAAUUACCUGGCGGACUUUUUGAUCCUAGAAAAGAUAAAAAACUUUCAGAUACUGCUGUUAGAGAAAUAAUGGAAGAAACAGGUAUUCAAGCUGAACCAAUGUAUAUGGUAACAUCUCGUUUCUGGCCAAAGAGUAAUACUUUCCAAGCUCCUGAUUUAUUCCAUAUUUUUCGCCUUAAACCCCUCUCAACCAAAAUUAAGUAUGAUCCUUAUGAAAUUCAUUCGGCUGCUUGGGUUAAACCUGACGUAUUAAUUAACUGCGGAUACGAUCUCAUUAAAUUUGCUGUUCAAUCCCAGAUUCAAAACAAAAUUGGUCUAUUAGAACGCGAAACUGUCUAUAGGAAUAACCAUCAAUUCUUAUACAUGCUACCUAAAUCAAAUGGAAUUUAA
Messenger RNA from Trichomonas vaginalis G3, 813 nucleotides. Its product is annotated as 8-hydroxy-dADP phosphatase protein. The record is from RefSeq and is a predicted model, not a curated record. The transcript has a single exon. Gene Ontology annotation, molecular function: ADP-ribose diphosphatase activity; NADH pyrophosphatase activity; NAD binding. NCBI's taxonomy places the organism in Eukaryota, Parabasalia, Trichomonadida, Trichomonadidae. The coding region runs from base 1 to 813 and encodes 270 amino acids.